CGCUGCAGCAGCAGCAGCAGCACCGCCUGGUGCGGCGCGAAGCGUUGGCGACUUGUUGCAGCUUACCGGUCUUCUGAUGUCUAUAACGAGUGAUGAGCUCAACUUCCUGGUCUAUCGAUAUCUGCACGAGUCGGGCUUCCGGCACUCGGCGUUCACGUUUGGAUGCGAGUCGCUCGUCAAUAAGAGCAACAUCAACGGCGCCAAGAUCGCGCCAGGCGAGCUCGUGAACCUGGUGCAGCGCGGCAUCAUGUACACCGAGCUGGAACGGUCGGUCGCAGACGACGGCACCGACUGCGAAGCGGCGCCCUACUCGCUCACGGCGAGCGCUCGGGAAAGCAAGCAGCAGCAGCAAAAGCAGGCGCAACGCGCAGCUCAGCAGCAGCAGCAGCAGCAGCAGCAGCAGCAGCAGCAGCAGCAGCCGCAGGGCGCGGCGGGGCAGAGAGGGCAUGCGAGCGCGAGAGAGCAGGGGGGGCAGCAGCAAGCGUCGGGCGCACCGGUGCCGUCCGACGUGAAGCGGGAGGCGGCGUCGGGGAGUGACGCCGCCGGGGCGGCGGAGCCGGAGCCGAUGGCCGUCGACGACGGCGGCGACGGCCGGUCGGGCGAGUACAAGACGCCGGAAGACGAGGUGACUGCGCUGGUCGGCCAUACUUCGGAGGUCUUCAUCUGCGCGUGGAGCCCGGUGGGGCUGCAGCUCGCCAGCGGCUCCGGUGACGCAACUGCCCGGCUCUGGUCGCUUCCGAGCGGGCCGAGCGGCAAGAGUCGGCAGUGCGCGCCGGUGGUGUUGCCUCAUUUGGUCGGCGGCAGCGAGGCGUGGAGAGACGUUUCCAAGGAGGCGUCCAAGGACGUGUCCAAGGACGUGACCACGCUCGACUGGAAGCACGACGGCAGCCUGCUCGCGACGGGCUCUUACGACGGGCAGGCGCGCGUGUGGAGCGCGAGCGGGCAGCUCACGCAGACGCUCAGCCGGCACAAGGGGCCGAUCUUCUCGCUCAAGUGGAACCGGACUGGCCAGUUCCUCCUCUCGGGCUCCGUCGACAAGACGGCCAUCGUGUGGGACGUCGGCGCCGGCGAGGUGCGGCAGCAGUUCUCCUUCCACACCGAGCCGACCCUCGACGUCGACUGGCGCGACGACACGUCCUUCGCCUCCUGCUCGACGGACCGCGUCAUCUUCGUGUACCUGAAGCGGCUCGAGGGGCACGAGGACGAGGUCAACGCGAUCAAGUGGGACCCGUCGGGCACGCUGCUAGCCUCCUGCUCCGACGACCACACCGCAAAGGUCUGGUCCAUGGAGCGCGACGGCGCGCUGCAGGACCUACGCGACCACCAAAAGGAGAUCUACACGCUCAAGUGGUCGCCGGCGGGACGCGGCUCCGCCAACCCGACCGCGCCGCUGCUGCUCGCCACCGCAUCCUUCGACGCGACGGACGGUGCUCUCAUCAAGAGCUACACGGGGCAGGGCGGCAUCUUCGAGGUCUGCUGGAACAGCGACGGGAGCAAGGUGGCGGCAUGCUUCUCCAACCACAUCGUCGCGGUGCUGGACCUGGAGAGGAAUGGCACUAAAUGAGCCAUGAGGAGGGGAGAGGUGCAGGGCGAGGAGGAGCGAGGAGAGCCAUCGGGUGCCCCUCUCAUUGCCGCGCUGCUUGAGCCUUGAGAGGCAGCCCCCGUCCGCCCUAAGUGCUCGCGAGAGCCGCACCACAACUCUUGCAGCAGAAUGAAGGAGAGAGAGAGAGAGAGCUAAGGUCCGCACCGCCCCUGUCUGUGGGACAGGGGUACGAGAGCCGCCCCGAGCGAGCCGAAAAACACAGCACACAUCUGACGAGACCAGUUUUGUGUGCAGAACCUGUCGAGUCCAAUACGACAACU
Emiliania huxleyi CCMP1516 is the source of this 1863-nucleotide messenger RNA. RefSeq lists its product as hypothetical. The transcript has 9 exons. The record is from RefSeq and is a predicted model, not a curated record. Gene Ontology annotation, molecular function: transcription corepressor activity; protein binding. NCBI's taxonomy places the organism in Eukaryota, Haptophyta, Isochrysidales, Noelaerhabdaceae. Gene Ontology annotation, biological process: regulation of transcription by RNA polymerase II. Bases 77 to 1564 code for a protein of 495 amino acids. Gene Ontology annotation, cellular component: histone deacetylase complex.